This is a messenger RNA of Pangasianodon hypophthalmus (striped catfish), 4774 nucleotides long. It is a transcript of the gene otop1, whose product is annotated as otopetrin 1. Lineage: Eukaryota; Metazoa; Chordata; Actinopteri; Siluriformes; Pangasiidae. The transcript has 6 exons. Gene Ontology annotation, biological process: inner ear morphogenesis; proton transmembrane transport. The coding region runs from base 720 to 2537 and encodes 605 amino acids. Gene Ontology annotation, molecular function: proton channel activity. The record is from RefSeq and is a predicted model, not a curated record. Gene Ontology annotation, cellular component: membrane.
UGGACUUGGAGAAAGGAUUUUUUUUUGUAUUUUUGCGUUUUUUUGGAAGGUUACCUGAGCCAUGUCGGCAUUGCGUGUCACACAAAGGCGAUUCCAUAAAGGGCCAUUGUCGGACUGACCAUUGACCAGUGAAACGCGAAACCCCGCUUCCCCCUUUCUUUCCCAUCAGACCCAACGAAGAAAGAAAAGCUAAAUAAGCCUCAGUUCAUUUCCACUGGACCCACACGGAGCUGCACAGAGGUGAAGAGUGCAAGCGAGCACUGCCAAAAAAGCGCCUAUAUUCUUACAUUUUUGCAAGAGAAUCUCACGCUCUGGGCCAGGUGGAAAGUUAAAAUACGCGCGGCCGCUAGGCCUCAUAAUGUCUGUCGGUGAAUGAUCUGUUUUCUUUUUUUUUUUGGCACGUGCUCCAUCCUCUGCGUAACGCGCUUUAAAUCGGAUUUCAGCGCAUUUUAAGCAGCUUGUCCCUUCUCAGCUUGUUCAAGCCAAAGAAGGAUGGAGUGAUGGAAGGAUGGUGUUGGAUGAAUAUCUGGCAUCACCGGUUCCUCCGAGCCGCUGAAGAGGACUGAAACUCGACCUCCAGCUCCUAAUCUGCAGAUUUACACAGGGGUAUAUAGGUAGAUUACAGCGAACACGAACCGGAUGCUGGAAACGCGCUCUCCCGAACACCUGACCAGACGUCUCAUACCAUUUGAAUUAGUGCUGUUGGAUUGCAGAGCAAAAUGGUGGAGCACAGCGGGCCCGAUGUGAAGUUUGUGAACAAGUACUGUCCCAGUUCGUCCUCUUCGUCUUCCACCUCCUCCUCCACUUCUUCCUCCUCUUCCUCUGCGCGCGAGAUGAAGGUUUUGGCCACGCUGCGCGGCAGCCUGAGCCGGAAGUACCCGCAGAAGAACGGCGAGGUGCUGAGCGCGCAGUACGGCAUCAACCUGUUGCUCGUGGGCCUCGCGCUCAUGCUGGCGCUCGCGUACCAGGGACCGACCGUGACCGAGGAGACGGUGCUGGCUUUCCUCUCCACGCUCAUGCUCAUGCAGCUGCUGUGGAUGAUCUGCUACGUGGCGCGACUGGAGCGCAAGCGCGAUGCGCCGCCGGAGAGAGACGCGAACGCCGCCACCAGCUGGAUCAGAGGUGGUCUGACUCUGCUCGCUCUGCUCUCACUCAUCACAGAUGCCUUCCGUGUCGGGAACUUUGUCGGUUAUCAGGAGUGUGUGUCUCCGGUGCUUGGCGUCUACCCGGUUGUACACGCACUUCACACAGUGUCGCAGGUUCAUUUUCUCUGGUUUCACGUUAAAGAUGUCAUCAAGCGUUAUGAAACGUUUGAGAGGUUUGGCGUGAUUCAUGCUGUAUUCACUAACCUGCUGGUUUGGAGUAAUGGAGUGAUGACUGAAGCCGAACAUGCUCUCAAUGACCACAAGAGACGAUUAUCAGCAGUCGGAUACUUCAACUUUACUGUCGGGGAGGCCACUCAGCCUGACUGUAACUGUACAACCAGUGCGUGUUCGAUGUUCAGCAGCAGUCUGUACUAUCUCUGUCCUUUCAACAUCGAGUACCACAUCUUAGUCUCUGUGCUGCUCUUCGUCAUGUGGAAAAAUGUUGGCCGCACUCUCGACCAACGCACCAAUCAGAAGCCUGCAUCAUCUUCACCAUUGCUAAAAAGCUCAGGAGACGGACCUUUCCUGCUGCUCGGCCCGGCCCUCGGGCUCUUGGCACUUGCCAGUGCCAUCACGGUGCUCGUUAUCUACAUCAUCCACGUGGAGGAGUCACUGGAGGCACGCCAUGCAGCCAUCUCCAUGUUCUACUGGUUUGGAAUCGUCAUUUUGGCAUGCAUGAGUGUCGCCGGUGCUGUCGGAUUGGUCAUCUAUCGCCUCGAGGAUUGGCCCAUGGACACUGCGCCAAAUCCAGCCAGGACACUCGAUUCUAAGCUGCUGCUCGGCUCUUCCAUUGGCUCCUGGCUUGUCUGCUGGUGCAGUGUCAUCGCAGUGGGUGGGGCCACAAAUUCACCCAUCUACCGAUGGGCCAAUUUAGGAUACGCCAUACUUUUAGUUUUGGAGAAGUGCGUGCAAAAUCUGUUCGUUGUCGAGUCGCUUUACAGGAGACGACGUGAGCCUGAAGAGCGGCCCGCCCUUUGCGCCAACCAUAACUCCAUCCUAAGCCCAAGUCAAGGAAAUGAGAAAAUCUUUGCCGUGUAUGAUGGUAUCAUUAACCAUGCGUACGAGUCACCAGAUAAACACUGUGAGAACGAAAAGCAAACUUACGGCAGGAACAACGGGAAUGUUUCGCAUUCUCGUGGACAAGGAAUUUCAGAGACUCCCAACAGAAAGCGACAGGUCCUGAAAAAUAUCGCCAUCUUCCUGUUCAUGUGCAACAUUUCGCUCUGGAUCCUGCCUGCAUUUGGAUGCCGGCCACAGUUUGAUAACGGUUUGGAGGAAGCAUCAUUCGGAUUCCCCAUCUGGAGCACGGUGCUGAAUUUCGCCCUUCCCAUGAGCCUCUUCUACCGCAUGCACUCUGUUGCCGUUCUCUUCGAAGUUUUCCGGAAAAUUUAGGCCCCACUUCCGUACCUGUGUGGUGUUUCUUUUGCACGCAGUAAUGAUGAUUCCCUCCAUUGAGUUCUCUGAACCAGGGUUACCUUCUUUUUAACAUUUUUUGUUUCCUCAAAAAGGAGAAAAAAUGCCUUUAUCUCUUUCAUUUUGAUUGCACAAAAGAAAGAGCGAUUGGAGUUUAUUGCUACAAGACAGAAAUAAGUGGUCUUUUGCCUUUCCUCCUCUGUGAUUAGACAAAAGCAAGAGAUUUCAGCCACUAGGGGUUGCAAGAGAUUUCUCUCCACUAGAGGUUGCACAACUCUUCAUUUUUACUAAUCAACCAGGAAUUCAAAAAAAACUAGUCGACUAGUCGUCUUUUCCCUAGUUAAAGCAGCAACUGAUUCAGAUCAUCGCUACUUCAUUAGUGAACUUAAAUGCUGAUUAAAAAAAAAUAGCCAAGCACCAUUAAACUGCACUUCAUUUAACAGCCAUGUACAGGCUAAAUAUUACAUUUAUAGCUUCAAUGUUUAUUUAGGCUAUGCUGUUAACUAAAAAAGUAAACAAAUCAGUGCAAUAAAUGUGCCAAAUAAUAAAUCUGUGUAUCAUAUUACAAUAUUUUACAACCGUUAGAGACUUCAACAUAGAACACAUAGAACUAGAGGUGUGCAUCGUGAAUUCGUGACACGCGAGCAGGGGUCAGAAAAGAAGUUCGUGGAAUAUAGAAAAGACACGUUGAUUGAGGUGUGUAGUCGUGGCGCGGUGCUUGUGCAGUGCUGAGCUAUGUGUUAACCAUGGCUGGUGUAAACUGGAGCAGAGUUGUGCAUCGGGACUGGGAUCCUACCAGACCCAGCUAAAAAAAAGUCGCAGGAGUGGGCGGUUUCUACUUUCUUGCAAGUGGGAAGUGGGCGGACAGAUAUGAACCUUGUGAGACAAAGAAAGGGCUUCAUCCUUCAUCUUCAGUAACUGCUUUAUCCUAUAAAAUAAAAUAUUUAUAUUUUGACAAGUAGCCUAAUAGAACCAACUUUUGUUUAGUUUGACAAUAAUAUUUGCAGAAGUGGGCGGAAUUGGUCAGCAUUCCUUCGAGAACAGGCAGGAAUGGAAUUUUUAAAAAAAACAAGUCCCACAUACACCUCUAAACUGGGUUUUACUCAUUCAUUUAUUCGUUUACCUUUUACAUUAUAUUUUUGGAAAUAUGAAGUUCGUUAGAAAAUAUCUAAUGUGGGUACGUACAAAUAAAAAUAACUGCAGGAUCGGGAGGGAGUGGUCAGAAUUCCUUCGGGAGUGGGCGGGAUUUAAAAAACAGUCCUGCACACUGCUCUGCGUUUAACCAUAAAAGUGAAUUGAAAGUAAUAACGUCCCAAUAAAUUCAAAGAAAAGAUUUUUUUUUUUAAAAAAAUAGUCUUCCACAAUGUGCGAAAGGAUAAGUCAACUAGUCAACUAUGCAACCCCAACUGUCUUCUGUGUUUGGAUGGGAAGCACAGCUCUUGGCUUCUCUCUCCUAUGAUUGGCUGAAAUUGUUUAAUAUUCUAUCCAUGACUGGAAGAAAAGCAUAACUAUUGGCUUUCUCGCCACUGUAAUAUGAUUUCACUUUACUGUGAUUAAACAGAAUGUCAUUUUCACCUUCCCCUCGUGAAUGGACAAAAAAAAGAACUGCUAUUGGAUUUCUUUUCAUUAUGAUUAGAUAAAAGCAAACGCUUGCUUUCUCUCUAUAGUAGUUAUACCAAAAGAAGAUUUUUUUUUUAUUAUUAUUUCUCUUCACUGCAUUGUGAUUGGUCAGAAAGCCAUUUGUUCCAUCUUCUGCCCAUUGUGAUUGAACUGAAAGAUGAGAUCUUGACCUUUACGUCUAUUGGACAGAAGACAAGCCUUUGACCUUCUCCCUAAUGUAAUCAGAUGGAUGACAAACCUUCUUUUUUAAUCGCUUUCCCUACUUUGACUGGAUGGAAAGAAAGGCUUUCUGCUUUUAUCCCACUGUGUUUAGACAGAAUGAAGAGCAUGUGGUUUUCCUCCUCGCUCUGAAUGGACAGUGAGAAGAAUUCUGAAUUUCUCAGAUGGAUGAGCUGGCUACAGGGACAGUCACACUCUCCGUGAGCUGAUGUUUCACAUAUUCAGCACUUUCAGAGACUCGGACACACUCCGUAACACACUCCUCAAACACUUCUCAGCUCCACAGGUGCUCUUAUUUUCUCUCAGAGCGUGUUUGUUGGUGCUAACUCUAACACGCAAAACGCCGGCUUCAGGUUAGCAACGACCAGCGAAGGACA